Strongyloides ratti is the source of this 1344-nucleotide messenger RNA. Its product is annotated as Tubulin alpha-4 chain. The transcript has 2 exons. Gene Ontology annotation, molecular function: structural constituent of cytoskeleton; GTP binding. Gene Ontology annotation, biological process: mitotic cell cycle; microtubule cytoskeleton organization. Lineage: Eukaryota; Metazoa; Nematoda; Chromadorea; Rhabditida; Strongyloididae. The coding region runs from base 1 to 1344 and encodes 447 amino acids. Gene Ontology annotation, cellular component: microtubule; cytoplasm. The record is from RefSeq and is a predicted model, not a curated record.
AUGGCACGAAGAAUUGGACGUGAAGUUAUUUCAAUUCAUGUUGGACAGGCAGGAUGUCAAAUUGGAAAUGCAUGUUGGGAAUUAUAUGGAUUGGAACAUGGAAUUUUAGCUGAUGGAACUCUUUCAGAAUGGGUGGAUAAUGAGCAUGAUGAUGCAUUUAAUACUUUUUAUUCUGAUACUAAAUUAGGAAAACAUGUACCAAGAGCUAUAUUUGUUGAUUUAGAACCAACUGUUAUUGAUGAAAUACGAACAGGAGCAUAUAAACAAUUAUUUCAUCCACAUCAAUUAAUUACUGGAAAAGAAGAUGCAGCAAAUAAUUAUGCAAGAGGACAUUAUACAAUUGGAAAAGAAAUAAUUGAUGUUGUUAUGGAAAGAGUACGUCUAAUGUCAGAACCAUGUACUGGAUUACAAGGUUUUAUGAUUUAUCAUUCAUUUGGUGGUGGUACUGGUUCAGGGUUUUCAGCACUUUUAAUGGAAAGUCUUUCAAUGGAAUAUGGUAAAAAGUGUAAACUGGAAUUUAGUAUCUAUCCAUCUCCAAGGAUUAGUACAGCAGUUGUAGAACCAUAUAAUUCUGUCUUAACAACACAUACAACAUUAGAACAUUCUGAUUGUUCAUUUAUGGUUGAUAAUGAAGCAAUUUAUGAAAUAUCACAUAAAAACUUAGGAAUAACAAAUCCAACAUAUACAAAUUUAAAUAGAAUUAUUGCACAAGUUGUAUCAUCAAUUACAGCUUCAUUAAGAUUUGAAGGUGCUUUAAAUAUGGAUUUAAAUGAAUUUCAAACAAAUCUUGUACCUUAUCCAAGAAUACAUUUUCCAUUAGCAACAUAUGCUCCAAUAAUUAGUGGAGACCGUGUUUUACAUGAACAAAUGUCUGUGGCUCAAAUAACAUCACAAUGUUUUCAACCUGGUGCACAAUUGGUUAAAUGUGAUCCUAGAACGGGAAAAUUUAUGGCAUGCUGUUUAUUAUAUCGUGGUGAUGUUGUACCCAAAGAUGUUAAUGCUGCUAUAGCUAGUAUUAAAGCUAAUAGAGCAGUACAAUUUGUUGAUUGGUGUCCAACUGGUUUUAAAGUUGGUAUCAAUUAUCAACCACCAACAGUUGUUCCUGGUGGUGAUAUGGCUAAAUUACAACGUUCAGUAUGUAUGCUUUCAAAUACCACUGCCAUUGGCGAUGCUUGGUCACGCCUAGAUUAUAAAUUUGAUUUACUUUACUCAAGAAGAGCUUUCGUUCAUUGGUAUGUUGGAGAGGGAAUGGAAGAAGGAGAAUUCAAUGAAGCAAGAGAAGAUCUUGCUGCUUUAGAAAGAGAUUAUCAGGAGGUUGGAGCCGACACCAAUGAUGAAUAUUAA